UUUAACCUAGCAGCAACAGUAGUAACAGUGAAUUGAAGAAAUUUCCUCUCUUUGGAAGCGAAAUCUGCAGAUGCAAUCACCACCGUUCAGCUCGGCCAUGGAUUAUCAGCAGAAGCAAUCACCACCGUUCAACGAGUCUUCCGAUUCAAAGGUUAGCCGGAAGUAUAUUCACAAUGAUCUUACUUUCUAUGUUCUUUCAAAACUGCCCAUAAAAUCAUUGAAACGCUUUGGAUGCGUACGCAAAUCAUGGUCCAGUUUAUUUGAUGACUCUCAUUUCAUGACAGUGUUUCGCAACCAUUUGAUAUCUCAUAACAAUUGUGAUGAUCAUCAGCAUACAUUUCUCCUCAUAUAUCAACCUGACUGUGAUGAUCAUUACCAUCCUGAAUUGCAUUUGCUCGAUAGUAGAAUCAAAUUAAAUUUACCACCUCCGUUUUCAGAACAUGACCAUUCUCUUAGUAUUUUGGGCAAAACAAGUGUUAACGGUAUUUUUUGUAUUGGACAAGAUUUAAUAGGGGGAAAUAAGGUGAGAUAUGUAUUGUGGAACCCAGCAACAGAGGAAUUCGUCAAUAUUCCUCCAAGCCCCAAUGAGGUUAUGUCAAAACACCCUCUCCUUAGUGUAUUUCAUAAAUUUCAUGGAUUUGGUUAUGACCAACUAAGAGAUGACUAUAAGGUGAUUCAGUAUGUAUCAUUUGAUAGCUCAAGUUGUGUUGGCUAUGACCUUGAUUCUCCUCCACCUCAAGGUAACGCAUUUCAUGGUGACGAAUUGUAUACGGAUGGUGCAUGUCAUUGGUUGGUUAAGGGUAAAAUACAUGAUACAAUAGCUCUCAUGUCAUUUGACCUCAGUCAUGAGGUGUUCUUAACAACACCCAUUGAUGAAAGAUCUGAGUUGGAUUAUGGACCUGAGUUGGAUUAUGGACAAUUGGCGGUGUUAAAUGGAUCAAUUGCUUUAAUCAUAAAUCAUGACAACAAUAAUAUUUUUCACAUAUCUAUUCUGGGUGAACUCGGUGUGAAAGAAUCAUGGAUCAAACUAUUUAUUUUUGGCCCCGUGCCUUCUAUUGACUGGUCCCUAAUUGGAUUUGGGAACAAGGGAUACAUUUUCUUUAGAAAAAAAGAUGAUGAGCUAGCCUAUGUUGAUUUAAGCACCCAAAUAAUUGAGGAGCUUGGUGUUAAAGGGGAGGAUUGUUGCUGUAAGAUUGGAGUUUAUAAGGAAAGCCUUCUCUCGAUUCGAGGAUCAAGUAACUAGUUUUUUUUUCUUAUUGUUUUCACCUGGAGGUAUAUUGGCUAUGGUUAGUAGGAUUUUUACCUUGUAUUUGAUAAUUUAACAAGACAUUUGGUGAUAUGGAUCUUGUUUCUUUUCUAUUUCAUUUGUAAGGAUGAUAUGUUUUCUUUAAUGAAUGUGUUCCAAUUUUACUUAUUA
Molecule: messenger RNA, 1417 nt
Organism: Vicia villosa (hairy vetch)
Lineage: Eukaryota; Viridiplantae; Streptophyta; Magnoliopsida; Fabales; Fabaceae
Product: F-box protein CPR1-like
Exons: 2
Coding region: 71-1243 (390 amino acids)
Molecular function (GO): protein binding
Source: RefSeq, a predicted model, not a curated record